Syngnathus acus (greater pipefish) is the source of this 2270-nucleotide messenger RNA. RefSeq names its product Nedd4 family interacting protein 1 (gene ndfip1). The record is from RefSeq and is a predicted model, not a curated record. The transcript has 8 exons. Lineage: Eukaryota; Metazoa; Chordata; Actinopteri; Syngnathiformes; Syngnathidae. Gene Ontology annotation, molecular function: WW domain binding. Gene Ontology annotation, cellular component: endoplasmic reticulum; perinuclear region of cytoplasm; Golgi apparatus. Gene Ontology annotation, biological process: ubiquitin-dependent protein catabolic process; metal ion transport; vacuolar transport. The coding region runs from base 175 to 831 and encodes 218 amino acids.
AAGCCGUGAAUGCAUCAUCAGACCUAGUUGGAGGAGCUCGUGAAGGAAAAAGGUGGCCGGCCGACUUAAGGCAGCCUAACAGCCCCUCGUUCAUCGGCGAGGGCCGUUCUUCUUCAACGUAUUUUGCCCUCCUGGGUCGGAAGAGGUUAUUUGAAUCAACACAAGGCGUUUACGAUGGCUGAGCAAAACAGCAACGUCAGAUAUCAAGAGCUGGUGAACGAGGAGGAGCCGCUCCCGACGUCCGAAGAGGGUCCUUCCCCGGAUGCGCCACCGCCCUACACCAGCGUCGAAGCAGCUAAUGCAGCUUUCUUUGAAUAUAAGGAAGAUGGCGGCAGAUUCCCCAACCCUCCAUCCUACAGCGUGGCCACCACUUUGCCGUCCUACGACGAAGCGGAGCGAAGCAAAGCGGAGGCUGCCGUCCCCCUCGUCACCGGAAGAGUCACGGAGGAUGAAUUUGUGGCCCGAGACGACUUUGAAGAUGCCGACCAGCUGCGGAUAGGCAAUGACGGCAUAUUCAUGCUCACUUUCUUCAUGGCAUUCCUCUUCAACUGGAUCGGCUUCUUCUUGUCCUUCUGUUUGACCACGUCAGCUGCCGGUCGAUACGGAGCCAUUUCAGGCUUUGGCCUGUCCCUCAUCAAAUGGGUUCUUAUCGUCAGGUUUUCCACCUACUUCCCUGGCUACUUUGAUGGCCAGUACUGGUUGUGGUGGGUGUUCCUGGCCUUGGGCUUCAUGCUGUUCGUAAGAGGCUUUGUCAACUACUCCCGAGUGCGCAAGCUGGCUGAUCCCACCUACGCCAAUCUACCCCGAACAAGGGUGCUCUUCAUCUAUUAGACCGAGCUGAUCGGAUGUGGAGGCCGAGGACAUGACACGACGCAGUAAUCAAGACGGCUCUGUAGCGAAUGAAACCAUUUGAGGAAAUAGUCGACUUUUUGUUUGCCAUUGUAUUCUCGGAAAGCGGUUAGCAGUACUCGUCCCUCAGUGUAGUCAGUCAUUAGCGACGCAUGUUAGCUACAUCUUGUGUGUAACGUUUAAUAAGUGAUGCCUUAUUAUUGCUUUGCUAGAAUUACAAGCAUGACUCUUGCUCUCCAAGGAGAGGCUGGACGUCUCAACAGGUCUUUAUGAUUCAACAUGCGCCAUAUAAGCAUGCAGCUCACUCACUCUAUAGCGCCACCUCAUGGUUUUAUUGUGACUGUUAUAUAGGCGCUGUUCACACACUUGCACAGCUCCGCCCACAUAGCUCACUCAACUGUUAGCUUGAGGGUUAACAGUGUUGUCUCCUGCCCCAAGUGACUCAUUCAGGGCAUUUUUUCUCUCUCCAAGUAACGAUACGUGGACAAAAGGUUCCGGGACACAGGAUGUAUGUCCCAACAGUGCAGUGUUUCCCAACCUUUAUUGAGCCAAGGCAUAUAGCACCAAAACAGACAAACGUCACAAAAAAGUACAGAUUAAAUGUGGCUUCUGACAUCCAGUGGAAGAGCAUUUACUUGUUCUGCUUGCCACUAUAUGAACAUAUUAUUUGUGGUAAAUAAAUAACUUUCAGACCAGUUUAGUGGAAUUUUUCCGUGGCACAUUAGUGGUUGGGAAUCACUGGUUCAAUGUACAUGCUCGUAAUGCAUGUUUUGUACAACUCAGGUGCAGCGUCCAAAAUUGCACCCUUGUGUCACAUGUGGUUAUUGCCCAUUUUGAUGUUUAACCAUUCAGAUUAAAUAUUUUUAGUCUUUAAAAUGGAUUUAAAUUCAGUGUGAGAUGUAAAAGAACAAGAUUUAGGCUCCCCCAAUGACAAAUGAAUAAAGUUAAUCUUCUGAGUCACUUGUUAAUGGCAUCACAACAAAGUGGGAAGUAUUUGCCACUUUGUUAUUGGAUGCCCGCACUUGACUCUCAAUGUAACUUUGUUAACCUUGUGAUCUCGUUUAUUUUCAUGGAAUUGAAAAUGAGCACGGCCAAGGUGCUUGCCAUCCUGUGGGUAGAGCGAGAACUUUAUCAAAGAAUGUCAUAUGCAGGCGCACUUUGACUGAGGAAUCAUCUUUUGACCUCAAGUUUAAGUCUGAUGAAAAUUCUGAUUUGCCUGUCAGAAGGAUUCUCCAUUGAAGCACAACUGUUUUCUUUUUAGCCUUAAUGAUUUCACCUUCAAUUGAAAUGGAAAUUAGUUCAACUUCACUGUCACAGCUUUGAUGCUCAUUUAAAGUGAUGUAGAGUGACAUCGAUGAGGUUUUGUUGUCCUGACGCUGUACGGAAGGGAAGACCUAGUUCAAUAAAUGUCACUAUGAUAU